GGGAAAUUUGGCAAAUGCACCAUUUGUAUUUGGCAUGUUUUCUGUAUGUAGCUGAGGCUCUAUUGCUUAAAACGACGUCGUUAAGAUGGGGAAACGCCAAUACUUCAUGCUAUGGAGAUAAAAACCAAAAAUUGCCACUGAAAAUCACUGAACAAAAUUUUAUCUUCUUUCUGGGUAUGGCAGACGAUGUCCACAAGAUCAUCCACCCUUAUUCAUCUUUAUCCUUGAAACUGAAGCUUCCCAGUUCCCAGUUUCCCUCCAUGCAUGGCUUCCUUCCUUCCUGCCCAAAGUCCAAUAACAUUCGGCACUCAAUGUGAAACAGUGAACCCUUCCAAAUUUACAGCACCCCAGAUUGUGAAAUUGCAAGAAGUACAUUCACAAUCUUCAAUUCAUUAUGCAUCUUGUCUCAGUCAAAUCUCAUCGCUUUGUAAAGAUGGCCAACUUCAAGAAGCUGCGGACUUGCUCACGGAAAUGGAGCUCAAAAAUCUCAAUGUUGGGCCGGAUAUAUAUGGAGAGCUCUUACAAGGAUGCGUUUAUGGCAGAGAUUUGUCGUUGGGUCAGCAAUUUCAUUCUAGAAUUAUCAAACUAGGCGAACCCUUCUCUAAGAAUGAUUUUAUUGAAACAAAGCUGUUAAUAUUGUAUGCAAAAUGUGAUCUUGUUAGUACCUCGUGUCAUCUGUUCUGCAGACUUGGGGAAAAGAAUGUGUUUUCCUGGGCUGCAAUUAUUGGAUUGUAUAGUAGACUUGGAAGGAGUGAGGAUGCCUUGUUAGCUUUUGUUGAUAUGCAUGAGGAUGGAAUCUUGGGUGAUAAUUUUGUUGUUCCCAAUGUCUUGAAAGCUUGUGGUUCCCUGAAGUGUAUUGAAUUUGGGAGAGUUGUUCAUGGUUAUUUGAUCAAAUUAGGUCUUAAUGAAUGUGUUUUUGUUAGUAGUAGCCUUGUUGAUAUGUAUGGGAAAUGUGCUGUUUUGGUUGAUGCAAGAAAGGUUUUUGAUGGUAUGGCUGAGAGAAAUGUAGUUGCCUGGAAUUCAAUGAUAGUGAGCUACGUGCAAAAUGGGUUCAAUCAGGAAGCAAUUGAACUCUUCUAUGAUAUGCGAGUUGGAGAUAUUGAACCUACUCGUGUUACAGUGUCGAGCUUUCUCUCUGCUUCAGCCAAUUUAUGUGCUGUUGAAGAGGGAAAGCAAGGUCAUGCACUCGCGAUUUUGAAUGGGCUACCUCUGGACAUUAUUUUGGGGAGCUCUGUAGUGAAUUUUUAUGCUAAGGUAGGUCUUUUUGAGGAUGCUGAGAGAGUGUUUCAUCGGAUAGUUGAGAAAGAUGUGGUAACUUGGAACUUGUUGAUAUCUUCUUACCUACAGUAUGGUUUCCCAGAUUAUGCCCUGAGUUUGUGCCGUCAAAUGAGAAUUGAAGGCUUUAUGUUUGACUCCAUCACUCUGUCAUCAAUAUUAACCACUUCGGCUGAUAUGAGGGACGUAAGGCUUGGUAAAGAGGGCCAUUGUUAUUGUAUCAGAAAUCAUUUUGACCCGGAUGUGGUUGUGGCGAGUAGUAUAGUGGAUAUGUAUGCCAAAUGUGAAAGGAUUCAAGAUGCAAGACGAGUUUUUGACUCAACUGCUGGGAAAGAUACGGUCCUAUGGAAUACCAUGUUAAGCGCUUAUGCUGAACUGGGAUUAGCUGGUGAGACAAUGAAGCUCUUUUAUCAGAUGCAGUUGGAUGAGGUGCCGCAAAAUGUGGUAUCCAGGAACCUGAUUUUACUAGGGUUCUUGAGAAAUGGCCAGGUUAGUGAGGCUAUAGAUAUGUUCUCGGAAAUGGUGGCAAUUGGUGUAGAGCCUAACCUAGUUACUUACACAACUUUAAUCAGUGGUCUAUCGCAAAAUGGUCAUGGCCAUGAGGCAAUUAUGAUGCUUCAGCAAAUGCUAAGAGCUGGAUUUCUACCUAAUGUGUUGAGUCUGUGUAGUGCUCUCUCAGCGUGUGCAGAUAUUGCAUCACUACGGUAUGGAAGAGCUAUUCAUGGAUAUUUUAUAAGACGAAACCUUCCAUUUUCUGUUUCUAUCACUACUGCUUUAGUAGACAUGUACUCUAAAUGUGGAAGCCUAAGACAAGCAAAGCACAUAUUUGAUAUAACUCCUUCCAAGGAAUUGCCUUCAUAUAAUGUGAUGAUAUCUGCGUAUGCAUUACAUGGGAACACAAAGGAUGCACUUGCGUUGUACAAACGUUUACAGGAUGAAGGUAUAAAACCAGACAGCAUAACCUACACAAAAGUUCUUUCAUCCUGCAGUCAUGGUGGACUGGUGCAUGAAGCUUUUAAGAUAAUCCAUGAUAUGGUCACAUUGUACAGUUUGAGGCCAACUAUUGAACAUUAUGGAUGUAUAAUUACACUUCUUUCUCGUCUUGGAAAUUUGCAAGAAGUCCUGGAGCUUAUUCAGACUCUGCCAAUCAAGCCUGAUUCCCAUAUAUGGGUUUCACUACUUGCUGCCUGUCGAGAACUUAAUGAGACUCAACUCGGAGAAACUAUAUCCAACUAUCUGAUAUCCACAGAACCAGCUAAUGCAGGAAGCUAUGUGACAGUUUCAAAUGCAUAUGCAACCGUGGGAAGAUGGAGCGAAGUACUUAAAUCAAGGGAUCUAAUGAAACAGAAAGGCAUCAGAAAGAGCCCUGGUUGCAGUUGGAUUCAAAUUGGUGCAGAGCUUCAUGUUUUUGUUGCGAGAGACAUAGCUCAUCCAGAUUCUGAGAAAAUAUAUUCAAUGCUGGCUUUACUGGAAAUGGACAUACGGCAAAGGUUGUGUUUUCCCUUCCUUUAGCCCUUUAGUAUAAACGGUAAGCUCACAUAUUCGGCCACCUGAGUAGAAGACAGUGUCGGUAUUUCUAAUUUUGGUGAGCCAGCAACCUUCAUACUGCAAGUGAAUUGGUUAACUGUAAGCCGUGUGUAUCUAUAGCGUAGGAACCAUUUGGAAUCCUUGUACAUUCGAAAAGAGUGUAGCUUUGAAACGAAAUAAUGACAAUAAACACAUGGGGCUGAUGAUUUGAUCAGUCAUUACCGAUUUCA
Oldenlandia corymbosa var. corymbosa is the source of this 3032-nucleotide messenger RNA. Lineage: Eukaryota; Viridiplantae; Streptophyta; Magnoliopsida; Gentianales; Rubiaceae. The record is from the annotation of a GenBank genome assembly.